CAGCACCCCUGACUAUACCAUGCACGGAGACUGCCACGGCUGCCACGCCAACGUAGAUCUAGGCUAGGCAUCCGCCAUGUUUGUUCAGACUCAUCCAGUUCAGUCGAUGGACAGCUUCUAAUCGCAGUAUCAUAUAGUUCUAGAGUCUUUUCUUUCGUUUACUUUUACCAGUGCAGUUUUAUUAAAAGUUUCCAUCUAUACAUAUAAUUUUUUAUUGUACAAAAAGAGAUCAGUUUAUGCAAAAUUGAUCAUCUAAGAAAUUGAAUUGCGCACGUGGAGGGUUGAAAUAGCUGUUACUUUCCCUCAAGCAACAUACCAGGCAUGGGUCGUUACAGAAGUCGAAGUCGUGACAGGGACAGGAGAAGAAGAUCUCGGUCAAGAUCUCGUAGCAGAUCAAGAGAUAGGAGAGGCUGGGGUGGAGGCAGGGAUAGAGGAGGUGGAAGGAAUGGCAGAGGUCAGCCAGGAGCCAAUCUAAAGAAGCCCAGAUGGGACAUGAACCGUUUGGAGCCUUUCAAAAAAGACUUCUAUGAACCCUGCACUGCUGUUAUGAAUAGGGAUCCACGUGCUGUUGAGCAAUAUAGAAAUGAGAAGGAAAUCACUUUGAGGGGCAAAGGUAUUCCAAAUCCAGUAUUGUCUUUUGAGGAAGCUGGUUUUCCUGAAUAUGUUAUGAAAGAGAUAAAGAGGCAAAACUUCAAAGAGCCAACAUCUAUACAAGCACAAGGUUGGCCAAUUGCUUUAAGUGGUAGAGACAUGGUAGGGAUAGCAUCAACUGGCUCUGGAAAGACUCUGUCCUAUAUUCUUCCCGCAAUUGUUCACAUCAACAGUCAGCCCAAAUUGAUGCGUAAAGAUGGACCGAUUUCCUUGGUACUUGCUCCCACGCGUGAAUUGGCUCAACAAAUUCAACAGGUUGCUGAUGACUUUGGGCAUGCAUCUGGCAUUCGCAAUACUUGUUUGUAUGGUGGUGCGCCAAAAGGUGCACAAGCAAGGGAUCUGGAUAGUGGUGUUGAGAUCAUAAUAGCAACACCAGGCCGAUUACUUGAUUUUCUCGAGUCAGGAAGAACAAACUUGAAGAGGUGCACUUAUUUAGUGCUUGAUGAGGCUGAUAGAAUGCUUGAUAUGGGUUUUGAACCUCAAAUUAGAAAAAUUAUCGAACAAAUUCGACCCGACCGGCAAACGCUCAUGUGGUCUGCAACCUGGCCGAAGGAAGUUCGUCAACUUGCCGAGGAAUUCCUCAAGGACUACGUGCAGAUCAAUGUUGGCUCGCUACAAUUGUCCGCGAAUCAUAACAUACUUCAAAUCAUUGACGUAUGUACCGAGUAUGAAAAAGAAGUCAAGUUAAGUACGUUAUUAAAGGAAAUAAUGGCAGAGAAAGAAAACAAGACAAUCGUGUUCAUUGAGACGAAGCGCAGAGUUGACGAGAUUACGCGAAAAAUGAAGAGAGACGGUUGGCCAGCUGUAUGCAUCCACGGUGAUAAAUCACAGCAAGAGAGAGAUUGGGUAUUGCAAGAUUUCAGAAGUGGUAAAACUCCCAUUCUCGUUGCUACUGACGUAGCAGCCAGAGGAUUAGAUGUCGAGGAUGUGAAGUUUGUUAUCAAUUUUGACUACCCAUCUUGCUCGGAAGAUUACGUGCACCGCAUCGGACGAACUGGUCGCAGGCAAAAAACUGGCACCGCAUACACCUUCUUCACGCAGAGCAACGCAAGCAAGGCCAAUGACCUCGUACAGGUGCUCAAGGAAGCUAAUCAAGUCAUCAAUCCUAAGCUUUUGGAAUUAGCGGAUCGAGGUGGUGGUUACGGACGACACAGAGGAGGUGGCAGAAAUAGAUGGAGAUCAAGAGCGGCUCGCCGUGAGAAGGAACGCAGCUUGUCUCGCAGUCGAAGUCGUAGCAAUGAACGUAAUGGAAAAUCCCGACGUAGCUACAGUCGUAGCUCAAGAAGCCGUAGCUAUUCAAGAAGUCGAAGUCGUAGUCCUAUUCGUAAACGUUAAUUAUAUCUCUGACCAACAGUUUUUGACCGAAUAAUUACUGUUUUUCCCAGAGAUUACUGAAAAUUUCUAUUUUAAGGAACCGCUUCCUUUAAUUGUCUAUAAAUCAAUACAAUUUUUGUGUAACUAUACUCAUUUUAUUUAGCAGAACUUAUGCUAAACUUAACAAAAUGACUUUACGCUCUUAGUAUAAUUUUGGUUUUGUAACAAAAACAACUUUAUUUUGUCAUGAUAGAUUAACGAAUAAUUAUGUAUACAAUUUUUUAGCACAAUUAUCUAGUAAAUGAUAAAUUGUACUUAUAAUAUUCUAAAAGAUAAGCAAUUUCUUUUCAAUCUGUAUGUUUACGCGGGAGAAAGCAUUGUUGUACAGUAUUUAAAAGAAGUGCAAAAAAAUAAAUUUUGUUAGCAACAUUAAUCAACGUGUUUCAUUUU
Phymastichus coffea is the source of this 2415-nucleotide messenger RNA. RefSeq names its product probable ATP-dependent RNA helicase DDX17. NCBI's taxonomy places the organism in Eukaryota, Metazoa, Arthropoda, Insecta, Hymenoptera, Eulophidae. Gene Ontology annotation, cellular component: ribonucleoprotein complex; nucleus; cytoplasm. Gene Ontology annotation, molecular function: ATP binding; RNA binding; RNA helicase activity. The coding region runs from base 322 to 1986 and encodes 554 amino acids. The transcript is spliced from 7 exons. The record is from RefSeq and is a predicted model, not a curated record.